GCUCCCAGCAGCUGCUUCUGCGAUAGCCCGAGAGGAACUCGGUGAGCCCGUCCCUGUUUGUGACUGCAAGCUCAGGAUUUCAAUCAAUGCAUUCCAGUAACCCUAAAGUGAGGAACUCUCCAUCAGGAAACGCACAGAGUAGCCCUAAGUCAAAGCAGGAGGUGAUGGUCCGUCCCCCUACAGUGAUGUCCCCAUCUGGAAACCCCCAGCUGGAUUCCAAAUUCUCCAAUCAGGGUAAACAGGGGGGCUCAGCCAGCCAAUCCCAGCCAUCCCCCUGUGACUCCAAGAGUGGGGGCCAUACCCCUAAAGCACUCCCUGGCCCAGGUGGGAGCAUGGGGCUGAAGAAUGGGGCUGGAAAUGGUGCCAAGGGCAAGGGGAAAAGGGAGCGAAGUGUUUCCGCCGACUCCUUUGAUCAGAGAGAUCCUGGGACUCCAAACGAUGACUCUGACACGAAAGAAUGUAAUUCUGCUGACCAUAUAAAGUCCCAGGAUUCCCAGCACACACCACACUCCAUGACCCCAUCGACCGCCACAGUUCCCAGGUCUUCCACCCCUUCCCAUGGCCAAGCUACUGCCCCAGAGCCCACACCUGCUCAGAAGACUCCAGCCAAAGUGGUGUAUGUGUUUUCUACUGAGAUGGCCAAUAAAGCUGCCGAAGCCGUGUUGAAGGGCCAGGUUGAGACCAUCGUCUCUUUCCACAUCCAGAACAUCUCCAGCAGCAGCAAGGCGGACAGAAGCACAGCCCCUCUGAAUACACAGAUAUCUGCCCUUCGCAAUGAUCCGAAACCUCUCCCACAACAACCCCCAGCUCCAGCCAACCAGGACCAGAAUUCUUCCCAGAACACCAGACUGCAGCCAACUCCACCCAUUCCGGCACCAGCACCCAAGCCUGUGGCACCCCCACGUCCCCUGGACCACGACAGUCCUGGGGUGGAGAAUAAACUGAUUGCUCCUGUGGGCAGUCCUGCCAGUUCCACUCCGUUGCCCCCGGACGGCCCCGGGCCAAACUCAACGCCCAACAAUCGAGCAGUGACCCCUGUCUCCCAGGGGAGCAGUAGCUCUUCGGCAGAUCCCAAAGCCCCUCCACCCCCAUCAGUGUCCAGUGGCGAGCCCCCCACACUGGGAGAAAACCCCGACGGCCUGUCUCAGGAGCAGCUGGAGCACCGUGAGCGCUCCUUGCAGACCCUCAGAGACAUCCAGCGUAUGCUCUUCCCUGAUGAGAAAGAAUUCUCAGGAGGACAGAGUGGGGGGCCCCAGCAGAAUCCUGGGGUAUUAGAUGGACCUCAGAAAAAAACAGAAGGGCCAAUCCAGGCCAUGAUGGCUCAGUCCCAAAGCCUGGGUAAGGGUCCUGGGCCCCGGACAGAUGUGGGAGCUCCCUUUGGACCUCAAGGACAUAGAGAUGUACCCUUUUCUCCAGAUGAAAUGGUUCCACCUUCUAUGAACUCCCAGUCUGGGCCCAUCGGACCUGACCACCUGGAGCACAUGACCCCUGAGCAGAUGGCGUGGCUGAAGCUGCAGCAGGAGUUCUACGAGGAGAAGAGGAGGAAGCAGGAGCAAGUGGUGGUGCAGCAGUGCUCCCUGCAGGACGUGCUGGUCCACCCGCACGGGCCGAGGGCCGUGGGCCGAGGGCCGCCCCCUCCCUACCAGGUGACCCCUGGUGAAGGCUGGGCCCCCGGGGCUGCAGAGCCGUUCUCUGAUGGAAUCAGCAUUUCACAUUCUCUGCCCCCCAGGGGCAUGGCUCCCCAUCCCAACAUGCCAGGGAGCCAGAUGCGCCUCCCGGGAUUUGCAGGAAUGAUAAACUCUGAAAUGGAGGGGCCAAACGUGCCCAACCCUGCGUCUAGACCAGGCCUCUCUGGAGUCAGUUGGCCAGACGAUGUGCCAAAAAUCCCAGAUGGUCGAAACUUCCCUCCCAGCCAAGGUGUCUUCAGCGGUCCUGGCCGAGGGGAGCGCUUCCCAAACCCCCAAGGAUUGUCUGAAGAGAUGUUUCAGCAGCAGCUGGCAGAGAAGCAGCUGGGUCUCCCCCCCGGGAUGGGCAUGGAAGGCAUCAGGCCCAGCAUGGAGGCGAACAGGGUGAUCCCAGGCUCCCAGCGCCACAUGGAGCCCGGGAACAAUCCCAUCUUCCCGCGGAUACCAGUCGAGGGCCCGCUGAGUCCUUCCAGGGGCGACUUUCCAAAAGGAAUGCCUCCACAGAUAGGCCCUGGUCGGGAACUUGAGUUUGGGAUGGUUCCUGGUGGGAUGAAGGGAGACGUGCAUCUGAAUGUCAGCGUGGGACCCAGCCCUCAGAUGAUACCUCAGAAGAUGAGAGAGGCUGGCGCGGGCCCUGAGGAGUCGAUGAAGUCCCGCCCAGGCGGCUCAGACAUGCUGCCUGCCCAGCAGAAGAUGGUUCCCCUGCCAUUUGGUGAGCACCCUCAGCAGGAGUAUGGCAUGGGCCCCAGGCCAUUCCUUCCCAUGUCUCAGGGUCCAGGCAGCGGCAGUGGCUUGCGGAAUCUCAGAGAAUCAAUUGGGCCCGACCAAAGGACUAACAGCCGGCUCAGUCAUAUGCCACCACUACCUCUCAACCCCUCGAGUAACCCCACCAGCCUCAACCCAGCUCCCCCCGUCCAGCGUGGCCUGGGACGCAAGCCCCUGGAUAUAUCUGUGGCAGCCAGCCAGGUGCAUUCCCCAGGCAUCAACCCUCUGAAGUCUCCCACGAUGCACCAAGUCCAGUCCCCGAUGCUGGGCUCACCCUCGGGGAACCUCAAGUCCCCCCAGACUCCGUCGCAGCUGGCAGGCAUGCUGGCAGGCCCAGCUGCUGCUGCUUCCAUUAAGUCCCCCCCUGUUUUGGGGUCUGCUGCUGCUUCGCCUGUUCACCUCAAGUCUCCAUCACUUCCUGCCCCGUCACCUGGAUGGACCUCCUCUCCCAAACCUCCCCUUCAGAGUCCUGGGAUUCCUCCAAACCAUAAAGCUCCCCUCACCAUGGCCUCCCCAGCCAUGCUGGGAAGUGUAGAGUCAGGUGGCCCUCCACCGCCUACAGCCAGCCAGCCUGCCUCCGUGAAUAUCCCUGGAAGUCUUCCCUCGAGCACACCUUACACUAUGCCUCCAGAGCCAACCCUCUCCCAGAACCCUCUCUCAAUUAUGAUGUCUCGAAUGUCCAAGUUCGCAAUGCCCAGUUCGACCCCAUUGUACCAUGAUGCCAUCAAGACUGUGGCCAGCUCUGAUGACGACUCCCCUCCAGCCCGUUCUCCCAACCUGCCGUCAAUGAACAACAUGCCAGCAGUUUUCCAGCCUGAGCAACACAAGAGCCCCAGACAGCAAACAUGUGGAGUUUUCGGCGGACACAACAUCUUUGUAUGUGGUGCUGAGGAUCGAACCCAGGCCGCACGCAUGCCAGACGAGCGCGCUACCGCUUGAGCCAUAUCCCCAGCCCCGAAAAUUUGAAUCUUAAUGCCACUUUCUUUUCUCUCGCUCAGAUCUGUAAUUUUUUUGGAAGUCACAAACUCUUACAUUUAAGAAAAAUCAUAUAAUCUUAAUUUGGCGGUUAAAUUUUUAAUAACACAUGUAAAGCAAAUAGUCUAAAAAGCACAAAAACCAUUUUAUGGCCAAACAUUUCAUGGAGGGAGUUAAAAAAUAAUGUCUAAAGGAAAGUAUGUUAUGAGGAUUAUAAUAAACUUUGUCUCCCCCUCCCCCUCUCCCUCCCUCUCUUGUUUAACCUGGCUUCUUAUCUGGGUAUGAAUCUGUGUUCUGUAGGUGACCUGUAGGUGACUACACUCCAAUGUCAUCUCCUGGCUCAGUGCUUAAUUGCACUUGGCAACCAGCCCUGCUAGAGGAGGAAGGGGAGUGGGCCUGCGGUCACAGAAAGAUGGCAAAGAGAACCUUCACAGGAGUUGUCUCACACACACUUCCUCACACAAAAUCAAAUGAUGAAUUCAUUUAUUUCACCAAAUGCAAAAGAACUCAGGCUUCCCUUGCAAAAUAGCCCACUCAGAGUCCAAGCAAUCUGAGGGACCCGAGGAUUCCAAAGAACUGGUUCAAGAAACCCAGUCAUAGGAAAGUCAGUCUUUGCUUGGAGCCACAGGUGGCAGGCAGCUGGGCUGGCUGACCUGCGUGUUCCUGUGUGCUCCUGGGGGGCUUGACUCCUCAUACCUGGCCAGAGGUGAAGUCCUAGAAUCUAUUUAUUUAUUUUAACCUGGGAAGCAGCCCCAGCGCGCAGCUGUGUGCAGGCUGCCAUCUUCCGCUCCAGUGGCCAGAGCAGGGUAGAAGGCAGAAUGGCUCACAAGUCCCGGUGGUGUCUGGCAUCCAGCUAAUUCAUGGUAAGGGUGAGCUUCAGUUCUAAGGUCUUAUUUAUUUGUUUACUAUAGAAAGGCCUUUGUGUAAGGCCUUCUGGGAGCCUGUGUCUGUUUCUGAUCUUCACCCAGCUCCCAGGGCUUUCAUUUCCUCACUUCCCUUUUAGGGACUCCACAGCCACCCUGUGAGGACCUCUCCUGAAGACUGAGCCUGUCCCCAGGAGUCCGUCUGUGACCUGAGAAUGUGCUUCACCGGCUCUGGUUCGGCUGCUCAGUUCUCAGUGUCAAGUGUAAUGGGGGCUGGGCCCGGCACCUUCUAGGACAGGGUCAUCACCAUUACAUUCAGUCAAAAUGUAUUUGGUUACAGGGGACGGAGGAUUGCUGUGAUUUAUUUUGUUCUCCAAAUUACAAAGUCUCCUAGUCUUUGGUAAAGUCCUCUAUAACACUUGUCAGUAGUUGAGCUAUUAAAAAGUUUCAUACCCACACAGAUUUAUUUAUACAAGUAUAUAUGAACAUUUAAUUGAGUAAAAUGUGAAAAUAAUUAAAUGACAGUUUUGAAAUGUCAACCCACUGCAAUUAAUUUAUUUUUCUCUUUAUUCUGACCAUACUUGGUGCCUGCGAGGCCUUUAAAAUACAAUCAUGAUUAUUUAAAUGCUUGAUAAUACCAACAAGGAAAUACAAAGAUCAAAUCCACACGAAGGAUGAGCCAGAUGUCACCUGGUCCAAGAAAGAAAUUAUCCAGCUGUUAGCCUAGUGUAGCAGGAUCCCUGAUGUUAGCACAGACCUUUAUAAGACAGUAUCGCCAUCACUUAAACAAAAGCACUGAGCAUCUACCUUACACGCUGCGCGGUGCUAGGCUCAGUGGAUAUGACAGCUGCUGUGGGAACCUCUGUCCAGCUGAAGAGAUGCACAGAGGGACGACAAGACUAGAUUCCCUGCUCAGCGUUACCACGUUCUGUGUUCACGUUCCAUAGUGAAGUGAUGGCUGUCUUGGACAUGGUAAGAAAGCAAUCCUACCUGUGACUCCCUUUCUGCAUCACUGCCCUCCCCUCUUCCUACGUCUUCCCCCAUCAGCAGAGGAACAUUCCUGAGGCUGGGGACUGAGCAGCCAACACCAGCCAGUCACAAUCGGUAAGCAUCAUCUGGAUGCUGACAACUCUAGAAUUUCUAUCUUCCUCUCAGCUGAUUUAUAUGAGUCUAGAUUUGGUCAACUGGCACCUUGAUGCUGCCUCUGGGGUGACAAACAGACACCUCAAACUUACAGUGUCUUAAACUGAACUGCUCAGUUUCCCCAGAUCUGAUCUCCAUUCCCAACUUCCAGUCCAGCUAGUUCAGUCUCAGACACUGGGACUCAUUCUUGAUUCUCUAUUCCUCAAAUAAAGCCUUCGACAAUGCUUUCAUGACCUUUUCCAGAACAUAUCUAAAUCCACCCACAUUCCUCCAUCACUUGUUCAAGUUACCAUCUUUUACCAGUUCUAUGAUGUUCAUUUCUUUUUUGUUUUUAAUAUUUUUUUAGAUGUCGAUCGACCUUUAUUUUACUCAUUUAUUCAUAUGUGGAGGAUGGAACCCAGUGCCUCACGCAUGCCAGGCAAGUGCUCCACCACUGAGCCCGGCCCCAGCCCCCAUUUCUUAAUCUACCUUCACUCCUGCUGUGUUCUAUCUACUCUCCACAUGGUACACAGAGAAACCUCAAAGACUACAAAUCAUGUAGGCCGCUUUCUUCCUUAGAGCCCUGUAAUGCGUUCCCAAUGUAUGAAAUCCAAGACCUCUAACGUGCCUCCCAGGCCCAAGGCACCUUGCUAUGCUCCAGCCAAACCACUUUGAUUUCAGUAUCUCCAAUGUACCAAGCUCUCCCUUGUAUACACGGAGGGACCUUGGGGGGAAGAUGCAGGAGCCAGGCAUGGUGCCAGAUUCUGAGAGUGAAACUGGAAGGAAGAGUCGUGGUGUUGGGGAGAACCUACCCACUGCUCUACAGGGUCUCCAUUUGAGCCACCCAGGAAGGGAGGCCACUCUGACGAGGGUCAUCAGCUCUAACAUUCAGAAAAUUCUGCCACUAAUGAAUCGGGCUUCUUGGGACUUUUGCCUUGGACAUCGGUAUUGAUUCUGCCCUUAGAUGUACACACAAAAUAAGGGAGUCCUUAUUCACAUGGCAGCCUUUCAGAUAGCUGGCCAUGGUCAGCAUGUCCCUCCAAGUUGUCUGUCCGCCAGGCCAACGCCCCAGUCCACCGUCACGACCCGUGAGAUCCUGUCUGAGUUCCCAGGCUCCCUCAUAGUUUGGUCUUAUUUUGUCACAGCUAGACCUACUUUAAAGGAGCAGCAGAGGAUACUCGGUGCCUGAUCUCAUCUCUCUGAUCUCACACAGUGAGACUAUCAUGUCCUUUUAUCCAAACACAGUUUUACUGAUACCGAAAGUUUACCUUUUUUUUUUCCUUCUGCUAUAUGGUUGCAUUGAAAUUUUAGGAAAAGAAAACCCCAAGAUCUUUUUAAUAUAAAACUAUUUUUACUCCCAAUCUUAUAUUUUCUUUGGCUUUUUUAAGCCUGUAUUCAGAAUUACAGUUAUUCCUAUUUUAUUUCAAUAUUUAUUUUGAUCUGCUAUUCCUUAGAAACUCUUCUAACAUUCUUUAUAUUGAUUCUAUUUUUUUAUAAAAAGCAAAGCUGUUAUGAUUUUCAUCCACGUGAUGAAAGAGCCCAGAAUAAAGUCCUAAAGUUCUAAUUGUGAAGCUUUAUAGAGGUACCUUUUCUCAUUCUUUUUUAUUAUUAUUAUCAUCAUCAUCAUCAUUAUUGUUGUUGUUGUAAAAAAAAAAAACACCUAGCAUAAAAUAGAUUAUUUUAACCAUUUCAAAGUGCACAUGAAGAUGCUGUGGCGUUAGUACACUCACAUUGUUACACGACGGUCACUACCAUCCAUCUCCGGAACUUUUCCAUAAGGCAAACUGGGAAUUCCGUACACAUCUAACAACCUCCCUCUCUUUCCUCCCCAGACCUGGACACCACCUUCCUACCAUCUGACCCUAUGAAUCUGAGUGAAAUCAUACACUACUUGUCCUUUUGUGUCUGAUUGAUUCACUUAUAAUGUUUUUAAGUUCAUCCACAUGGCAGAUGUGUUCCCAUUUUAAGGCUAAAUAAUAUUUCAUUAUAUGUAUGUAUGUAUUUUGUUUAUCCAUUCAUCAUUGACAUGGUGUUUAUGUUAAUUUCUUCAUUUGACGCCCAUGAAUGACGUUGUGGGCACACAAAUAUCCGAGUCCCUCUUUUACUUCUUUGGGGUAUAUACCCAGAAGUACUAGGUUAUAUGGGAACUUUAUGUCUAAUUUUGUUAAGGAAUUGCACACUGUUUUCCAUAGUGGCUGUACCAUUUUACUUUGCUCCCGGGAAUGGACUAGGAUUCUUAUCUGUCAACAUUCUUAUUAAUACUGGUUAUUUUUGUGGGGUUUUUUUUUUUUUGGAAGGGAGAGGGUGUUACUUGUUUUGUUUUAAGCAAAGUCCUAACGAAAGCUUUUAUUCCAAGGGCAUGAAGUAGUCUCUCAUUGUGAUUUUGGUUUGAAUUUCCCUGAUAAAUAAUGAUGUUGAGUAUCUUCUCCAUAUAUUUACUUGCCACCUUUAUGUCUUCACUGGAGAAAUAUCUGUUAAAGUCCUUUGCCCAUUUUUUGAUUGAGAUAAAUUUUUGUUAUUGUUGGAUUGUAGGAGUUCUUUAUAUAUUCUGAAUAUCAAUCCCUUAUCAGACAUGUAAUCUGAAAAAAUUGUCUCACAUUCA
Messenger RNA from Marmota monax (woodchuck), 8012 nucleotides. RefSeq names its product BCL9 transcription coactivator (gene Bcl9). The transcript is spliced from 8 exons. Gene Ontology annotation, cellular component: beta-catenin-TCF complex. The record is from RefSeq and is a predicted model, not a curated record. NCBI's taxonomy places the organism in Eukaryota, Metazoa, Chordata, Mammalia, Rodentia, Sciuridae. Gene Ontology annotation, molecular function: beta-catenin binding; transcription coactivator activity. Bases 87 to 3389 code for a protein of 1100 amino acids. Gene Ontology annotation, biological process: canonical Wnt signaling pathway; positive regulation of transcription by RNA polymerase II.